AAUUCUGCCAAGCUCGUAAAUUUGCAGCCAAUUUCAAACUCUAACCGCCUGUACCAUCAUCACAAUCAUUUUCAUUAUUUAAAUAAUUCGCGAUCACAAUGAAUAAUAAUAAUGCUACAAAUAAUAACCAUGUUCAUCCGUACAUGAUGGCACAACAACAACAACAACAAUUUACAAAAUCACCUGAUGCUCCUCCAAUUCAAUAUCAUUCCGGUCUUGCUCAACAACAACAACAACCAGUUUUUACCACCUCAAGUCCAUAUCCAACCUCUACCACCACCACUACCUAUACAACUACUAUUGAAUCAGUGCCACAACAAUAUCCUACAAACAUGGAUAAUGUUGCUCAAGCAUCUAUGGAAGAUUCUUCUUUAAAGCUUGUUGGAACUUCUAUUGCAAAGCAAAUGUGGACUAAAUUGAAGAGUAGAGUACGUUCUCCAUACACUCUUGUCUCUUCAUUGUGUAACAUGUUGUCAUUGGCCAUGCUUUUUGAAUUUAUCUUUAUCAUUGUUGCUUCCUGUCAAUAUUAUAACGCCACACCAGCUCAUAUGCACAUUGUCUUUUGGAUUUUGUUCGUGGUUCAACCAAUUUUCAUGAUUUUGAAAUCACCUUUAUUGAUGGUUGUUUCCUUGUUUAUGAAUUUGGCCAUGUUUGUUAUGAGUUGUGUUCAAACUGCUGCCUAUGGCAAGAAUACUGGUAUUUCAUAUGGUGUUUUGGUUGUCAUGUUCUUGUACUCGUGUUUCUUUUCAGUUAUUUUGGCUAUCAGUUAUCUCAAGAAGGUCAACAAGUCAACAGAACAACAAGCAACUCAAUCACCAAAAGCUGCUAUCAUGGCUGACAUUGUUACCAUUACUCAAAAUAUUAAGCGUUAUAGAGAAAUGAUCAAGGCUUGUAAAAUUUCUGAUCUCUUAAUUGGUGCUGAAUAAAUAAUCACUGUAAAUAUUAAUUGU
Messenger RNA from Naegleria gruberi, 950 nucleotides. RefSeq lists its product as uncharacterized. The transcript has a single exon. The record is from RefSeq and is a predicted model, not a curated record. Lineage: Eukaryota; Heterolobosea; Eutetramitea; Acrasida; Naegleriidae. The coding region runs from base 99 to 926 and encodes 275 amino acids.